This is a messenger RNA of Ricinus communis (castor bean), 1751 nucleotides long. Its product is annotated as auxin transporter-like protein 3. Gene Ontology annotation, cellular component: plasma membrane. The transcript has 8 exons. NCBI's taxonomy places the organism in Eukaryota, Viridiplantae, Streptophyta, Magnoliopsida, Malpighiales, Euphorbiaceae. Bases 122 to 1519 code for a protein of 465 amino acids. The record is from RefSeq and is a predicted model, not a curated record.
AGGACAAGGAGGCCUAAGUUAAUGUAGAAGAAAAGAAAGAAGCAGCACUUUCUUUUAUCUAUUUAUUGACUCAAUAUCAGUCCAUUGCUUCUCCAAUCCAUCACUAGCCAAAAACAUAACAAUGGCUUCUGAGAAAGUUGAGACUGUUAUAGCAGGAAACUAUGUAGAAAUGGAGAGAGAAGAAGGCAAUUCAAGUUCUACUAAGGGCAAAUUAUCAAAUUUCUUUUGGCAUGGUGGUUCAGUCUAUGAUGCAUGGUUUAGCUGUUCUUCUAACCAGGUUGCACAAGUGCUACUGACAUUGCCAUACUCAUUUUCACAACUCGGAAUGUUAUCUGGGAUUCUUUUACAACUUUUCUAUGGUUUGAUGGGAAGUUGGACUGCUUACCUUAUAAGUGUUCUAUAUGUUGAGUAUAGGACUAGAAAAGAAAGAGAAAAAGUUGAUUUCAGGAAUCAUGUAAUUCAGUGGUUUGAAGUUCUUGAUGGGCUGCUGGGAAAACACUGGAGAAAUGCAGGCCUCUUUUUCAACUGCACUUUUCUUCUAUUUGGAUCUGUUAUUCAGCUGAUUGCUUGUGCAAGCAACAUCUACUACAUAAAUGACAAUCUGGACAAGAGAACAUGGACCUACAUCUUUGGAGCAUGUUGUGCAACUACUGUCUUCAUUCCUUCGUUCCAUAAUUACAGGAUUUGGUCGUUCUUAGGUCUUAUGAUGACUACUUAUACUGCAUGGUAUCUGACAAUUGCUUCCUUUCUUCAUGGACAGGUUGAAGGAGUAAAACAUUCUGGUCCAGCCAAAAUGGUUCUCUACUUCACAGGGGCUACUAACAUUCUUUACACCUUUGGUGGGCAUGCUGUCACAGUGGAAAUCAUGCAUGCAAUGUGGAAGCCACAAAAGUUCAAGCUAAUAUAUCUGAUGGCAACACUAUAUGUGUUAACUCUAACACUCCCAUCAGCUUCUGCUGUUUAUUGGGCAUUUGGUGACUUGCUUCUUACUCAUUCAAAUGCUCUAUCUUUGCUUCCAAAAACUGGAUUUAGAGAUACUGCUGUGGUACUUAUGCUCAUUCAUCAGUUUAUAACAUUUGGAUUUGCAUGCACCCCUUUAUACUUUGUGUGGGAAAAAUUCAUUAGAGUUCAUGACACAAAGAGUUUGUUCAAAAGGGCAUUGGCUAGACUUCCUGUGGUGAUACCAAUAUGGUUUCUUGCUAUUAUCUUCCCUUUCUUUGGACCCAUCAAUUCAACUGUCGGAUCUCUUCUUGUCAGCUUUACUGUCUACAUAAUUCCUUCAUUAGCACACAUGAUUACUUUCUCUUCUGCGUCUGCUCGAGAGAAUGCAGUAGAGAGACCACCAUCAUUUUUAGGAGGUUGGGUUGGAAUGUUCUGCAUGAACCUCUUUGUAGUCGUAUGGGUUUUUGUUGUGGGAUUUGGGUUUGGAGGAUGGGCAAGCUUGCUCAAUUUCAUACAUCAAAUUAAUUCAUUUGGUCUAUUCACCAAGUGCUAUCAAUGCCCACCCCACAAGGCUUGAUUAGACUAUUCUCUACCUUUCAGAAACACAAGUUUUAUUAACAAUUUAAAGGAAGUGUGUAAAGAGAUUGGCAUUUGUAACUUUUUCUUUCUUUCUUUCUUUCUUUUUUCCCUUGUAAGAGCUAUUGUUGAGGGUUGUCAAAAAGGUGCGAUGGCAAUCAUGGCCACCCCCCCAUUAUACAGGCCUAUAGUUGUAACUUGUGUGUUGAUGAUUAAUCUUUUCAAGAAUCCAA